Messenger RNA from Calidris pugnax (ruff), 3817 nucleotides. RefSeq names its product elaC ribonuclease Z 2 (gene ELAC2). Bases 97 to 2340 code for a protein of 747 amino acids. The record is from RefSeq and is a predicted model, not a curated record. Gene Ontology annotation, cellular component: mitochondrion. Gene Ontology annotation, biological process: mitochondrial tRNA 3'-end processing. Gene Ontology annotation, molecular function: 3'-tRNA processing endoribonuclease activity. The transcript has 24 exons. NCBI's taxonomy places the organism in Eukaryota, Metazoa, Chordata, Aves, Charadriiformes, Scolopacidae.
GUUGCGGCCGGGGGCCGCGACGCGGGCGCCGCCGUGUACAUCUUCUCCGAGUUUAACCGGUAUCUUUUCAACUGCGGCGAGGGCACGCAGCGGGCCAUGCAGGAGCACAAGCUGAAGAUCUCCCACCUGGACAGCAUCUUCCUCAGCCGGGUGGCCUGGGCCAAUGUCGGGGGGCUGCCAGGUAUGAUUCUCACAUUAAAGGCUAUGGGGCUUCAAAGAUGUGUUUUCCUAGGGCCACCAAAGCUGCAAAACUACUUGAAAGCAAUUCGUCUCUUUCCUGGACCCCUAAAAAGGAUGGAUUUAGCUGUGCAGUUGCACACAGAGCCGGAGUAUAAGGAUGAGACGAUGACAGUCCACCAAAUACCUCUUACAGGAAAACCACUAGCUGCUGAAAGUCCAUUGCCUCGGAGUCCUGGAGCAUCAACCCAAGGUGGAAAUAGCCCCAAAGGGGACACGGAGCCUGGAUCUCCAAGUGUUGCCCAGCAAAGCUUGGAGGAGGGCAAGGAAAAAGAAAGCCCAAAGAAAACAGGUUAUGAACAGAAGUGUCCCAGCAGGCAUCCCGAUCUGGUGAUGGCUUUCCUUUGUAAAAUCCACCCAAAGAAGGGAAAAUUCCUAGCAGCUAAAGCACAGGAGAUGGGCCUGCCAGUGGGAACUCCAGCCAUUCUUCCCAUAAUUACAGCUCUCAAAAAUGGGGAGAGCAUCACUUGGGAAGGCAGAGAGCUCUUCCCUGAAGAACUGUGCACCCCUGCUGAUCCUGGCCCGGUGUUCAUUGUGCUGGAGUGUCCUCAUGAGGGCUUUGUGGAUGCCAUCUGUGAAAACGCGACUUUCCGAAGGUACCAAGAAGGGCUUCCUGAGAACCAGGUGGCCUUGGUUAUUCACAUGACUCCAGAGUCAGUGCUCCGAGACAGCCGCUACCAGCAAUGGAUGGAAAGAUUUGGGUCUGGAACUCAGCACUUGGUGCUCAAUGAGAACUCCUCCGCUGUGCACAACGCACGCAGCUACAAGAUCCAAACCCAACUCAACCUCAUCCACCCUGAGAUCUUCCCUCUGCUCACCACCUACCAGAGCAAGGAGGAGGCAGCUGUGUGCAGCGUGCCCAUUGUGCGAGGAGAGUGCCUCUUGAAAUACCACUUCAGACCCCAGCAGGAGUGGCAGAGAGAUGCUGUGACUGUCUGCGAUCACGACGCGUUUGUAAGUGAAGCCUUGGAUCUCCCUGACUUCCAGACCCGUGUGAAGGAGUGCAAAGAGAGCCUGUCUUCUGUGCCAGGAAAUGUGGAUGCUUAUCCUGAAAUUGUGUUCUUGGGAACGGGGUCUGCAAUUCCCAUGAAAAUUCGAAACGUCAGUUCUACACUGGUAAACACCAGCUCUACCCGAUCCCUGCUCCUGGACUGUGGAGAAGGAACAUUCGGACAGCUCUGUCGCCACUAUGGAGAGCAAAUUGACCAAGUGCUGUGUAACAUAGUAGCUGUGUUUGUGUCUCACAUGCACACGGAUCAUCACUCGGGCUUGGUGAACAUCCUGAUGGAGAGACGGAGAGCUUUUGCAGCCCUUGGUCGGGCUUUCAGCCCUCUGUUUCUGGUAGCACCUGAGCAGAUCAUGCCUUGGCUACACGAGUAUCACAACCACUGCGAAGAGAUCCUGGGAGACAUCAAAAUGAUUCCUUCCCAGUCUCUCGUGAAAGGCUGUGAGAACAUCAAACCUAAAGCUAAAUGGUUUGUCAGCUCCCUGUUAGAGAGCUACGAGCUGGCAGAGUUUCAGACUUGUGAAGUCCAGCACUGUAAAAACGCUUUUGCAUGCUCAAUGGUCCAUAAAUCUGGCUGGAAAGUAGUCUAUUCUGGUGACACAAUGCCCUGCAUGGCCUUGGUACAAAUGGGGAAGAAUGCUACCCUGCUGAUCCAUGAAGCGACGCUGGAAGAUGGCAUGGAAAAAGAAGCAAUAGAGAAGACGCACAGCACAACCUCCCAGGCCAUUCAGACGGGGAUGAAGAUGAACGCGGAGUUCAUCAUGCUCAACCACUUCAGUCAGAGAUACGCCAAGAUCCCGCUCUUCAGCGAAGACUUCAGUGAGAAGGUUGGGAUCGCGUUCGAUCACAUGAGGGUCCGUUUUGGUGACUUCCCGACUAUCCCGAAGCUGAUCCCACCUCUGAAAGCUUUGUUUGCAGAUGACAUUGUAGAAAUGGAGGAGCGGAAGGAGAAACGGGAGAUGCGUCUUCUGAAGGAGACCUCUGUAGCCUUGGACAAACUGGCUGGUGGGGAGAACAAAGAAGCAUCGUGCCAGAAACGGAAACAAGCUAAGAACCAUCAGGAACUAUCAAACAAGAAGCUUAAAACAGUGAACUGAAAGAAGCAAGGCUGAGAAAGCUCUGCUCUGCAAGAGGUGCCUUGCUCUGGGCAGGGCCUGGGAGCGUGCGGUGCUGGGGGCUGCCCGUGGGCACCGUGGAAGGGGGUGGCCUCAGCACCUGGGGCUGCCUGGCCCUGGUGGGGCUCUGGGGGCUGAAGCUCCCACACGUGCUGUCGGCAGCGCCUGGCUUGGGGCAACAGUAUCUGCCCCUGCCCUUCCUGCUCCUGGGUCUCACCAAUCCAUGUGUCAUUUUUCUUUUAGCCAAAAGUUCUCUCCCAACUGUUUUAGUUUUUGGUUUUAUGGUAGAAGCUAUUGAUAGUGCAGCAACAGCAGCGGUGAUCUUUGCAAGAGAGCGCAUUUGAGAAGCCCUUGAGGGGCCGUGGAUUUGCCACAAUAAGGCGGGCAAGUCUCUGGGUCAUGAGGAAUGUACCCAGGCAUCAGAACCCAGCUCCCACGAGGAAACUUCACAAUAAAAUGGGACACAAUUUUUAGGUUACCUUAGGGAAGUGAAUACUGCUAUGUUCCCAUUUUAUUUUGGUUUUCUCAGCUGUGGGUUGUUUUUUUUUUCAUAAGAUCAGUUUUCCAAGACCUCUAGAAUCUGAAUAAACCACUCACCAUCUUCCAGGAGGCUGUGUUUUGUCCAGAUGGCUAAUGAAGACUCAGUAAGGGAGCACAGACACCUGAAUUGCUCCAGAGAAUGACCUCGGUUGGCUGUUUCUGCGUUACAGCAUUGGUGUAAAGACCAAGAUCUUGCUCUGUUCUGCUUGUGUUUGAUGCCAGCAAAAUCAUACCUGCCUCUGCCACCCUGCAGCCAGGAGUUUCACUUCUCUCCCUUCAAGCUGGUAACAACGUGGGGUGGCUUUUGAAUGGCUGCAGAACAGACAACUGAGAGUUUCCUUGAACAGAUCCCAGCCCUGGAUGCAGGGGAUGGGAGAGCUGGCAAAGCCGCCUGCUGUGGCAGGGCUGUGGUGAAGAAAAGUGUUUUCAAGGCUUUCUGUGGGUCAGCUCUGCUUCUUCCCUUACCCCUACAACAGCUGCAUGUGUUGGCAAGCAGGAGCAGCUGUGCUCUGUUUCAAUGCAGGAGCUCAUUUUCAGAGGGAAGGUGACAGUAUGUGCUUGCUCAGCAAAUAUUAAAGAUUUAAGAUGUUAUUUUAAGGCCAAGGAAGAUGAAGACACAAACUGGCAGCAAAGCAUCUUUUGUCGAUGAGCUGUGCUUUAGUAUUAUGCUUGUCUACAGUGGGAACUGGGUUGUUGGCACAGCUGGGUAUUACAGAAAAGGUCUGCUGGGCUUUGGGGAAUAGCAGGGGCUGGGGAAAGACCAAGCAAGUGCUUCUUGUGCAGGUGUGAACAGGACCCCAGUGGGGUGCCCAGGGGAGGGCAGGGGUAGAGAUGGGGGAGGACAAGCACCCUCAGCCUCUGCUUCUGUUCAUAGAUCUGAAGAAGAGUCUUUUAUUUAGAAAACAAUGAAACAAAACUU